AUGUGGGAAGCGCAAGAGACAAAACGUUUUGAAACAGAUUCAUGCCGUUGCAAAUUUAUUCCAACUGUUCAUUCUCAAUAUGGUAGUCGAACAUUAUUUCGCUUUCCUGACUCGAACUUUUUCUAUCAACAUAUCGAUGGAUGUUGCCGUGUAGCAGCCGUAUAUGCUUUCUUCUUAUUGGGACAUAGGCCAGAUUCAAGAACCUACACAGUUCGAUACGACAGAAAUACACACGAAACAUGUGAAGUGAAAAUGGAAAAAUUGUUAGCAGAUGCAUUUUAUAAUCGAAACUGCUAUGGUUCUAUAUAUCGCGUGGUACAAAAAGAUGAGGUAAAACGCCAGCCAGUAGUAGAUUUAGACCAUAGCGUUGAUCGUAUAUAUAUGACAAAUCGUCAUCAAUCUCAGUUUAUUGGACAAGAUAUUUUGUCACGUUUUCAUUUUAAACUAAGACAAUAUCAUUCAUCCAAUUCUGAAACAAGUGGCGAGGACGAAGACGGUAUCUUUGAUAAACUUAGUAUCCUAGGCUAUCAGAGAACUCAUGCUUUGCACGAUAGAGACAAAAAACUUGUUGAUAAAUAUUUGAAUCUCAAUGAUGAUUGGCGUCUUCAUCCGCGUUGGAUGAAAUGUGCCAGAGAUGAUGUACUGGGAUAUUAUGAAUAUUUGGUCAAACAGACGGAACAAAAUUCGAGUACGAGUCUGUUUCGAAUAUUAUUAGCGAAAGAUCGUGUCAUUGAUGGAUUUUGUGAUUGUCCAAUGAAUUCUCAUCCAAAUCUAAACGAAGUUGAAGGUUUAGUUCAAUUUUAUAAUCAUCUUAUAUUCGAUUUUGAUACACAUCACUUGACCGUUGAACGUCUGUCAGAUGAAAAACUAGUCUGUUCUGAUUAUAAUUCUCUUUUAUACCACUGUGUUUGA
This is a messenger RNA of Rotaria sp. Silwood2, 912 nucleotides long. Lineage: Eukaryota; Metazoa; Rotifera; Eurotatoria; Philodinida; Philodinidae. The record is from the annotation of a GenBank genome assembly.